AUGAGCACAUACAAGCGUUUCCCUCAAGCAAGCUCCCACUACAACCAGGCAAAUUCCAAAGCCAUCACUGCCCUCCGGGAGAUGCAAACCGCCAUGAGAGAAAUGAGCGCCGAACACGUCAACUUCCACAAAUAUUUCGACGGCGUACAAAUACAGCUCCAGGAAAUGAAGAAGGCCUACGGCAGUAAAGAGCUAGACCCUGAAGUCAUUCGAUCCACAGCUCUUGACAAGUUUCUCUCGGAGGGGAACCUUCCCAAAGUCACGGCCCUUGGACACUUCGCGGUGGAGAAUGCUUUGAAAAACUUUCAGCUGCAGAAGAAGAUGUUGGACGAGAUUCGUAAGCAGACGGGGGAGUUGGUGGAAUCGCUGCUGGGGGAUUAG
Letharia columbiana is the source of this 381-nucleotide messenger RNA. RefSeq lists its product as uncharacterized. The coding region runs from base 1 to 381 and encodes 126 amino acids. The record is from RefSeq and is a predicted model, not a curated record. Lineage: Eukaryota; Fungi; Ascomycota; Lecanoromycetes; Lecanorales; Parmeliaceae. The transcript has a single exon.